AUUCAGAUGUACGAGUAGUUCUCAUAGUCCUGGGAUUGACCAGUAAGAUCUAUUUCAUCGUCAAAUGAAUCAUCACAGGAUUUCCUAAUGUCAGUAUUCCACCGCUGUUAUAACAACAAUUUUCCAUUGUUUCGCGCUGAGGCUAAUCCUUUCCGGUCAAGCAAAUGCGAAUCGAAUACAUUUCUGAUUGUUUUUGACGAGGCGGAGCAAACAAAGCUGAUAAUACUUUAUUACAUUGAACAACCAAAGCUGAAAGUAUGGUGCGAAUAUUCGGAAUCAUUAGUGUUUUCAUCUUUACUCUGUAUUGGGCGAAAAGUAUCGGAAAUAACACUUGCCAGCAGCCAGAAAAUGAGAGAAGGCGAUGCCGAGGAAGAGGGAAAGAAGAAAUAUGUGUGAAAUUAGGAUGUUGGUGGUGCCCUGAUCUCAAGCCGAGAUGUGUACGAGGUGCAGCGUGUGCCAAAAUACCGAGAGAAAACUGCUGGGAAGGACCAGCAGGAAUGCAGAAUCGAGAGGAUUGUAGAAAAUUAUUCGGCUGUUCAUGGUGCCCAUGGGGAUAUCCAAAAUGUGUGAAAGACUUUGUACCUACACCUACGUCGGCUAGUAUUACAACAAACGGUACGACAUUGUCUACAAUAACCAAAGCAAUUACAAGCACAACUGCAACACAAACGCCAUCAUCCACGUUUACAACUACAACAGGAACGACAUUGCUACCAACAACGACUAUUCCGAAUUUCACAGGCACUGCUUCAUCAGCUCAUACCACUUUUCCCAUUACAACGAACAUGACAACAACUCUUACUUCUUCUCCAACUCCAACAGAAACCACGCCGCCGUCAGAAUUAUUGAAAUCGACAGAUUCGAAUCAUAUAAACGGGAGUUCAUACAGUCCUUUAACCGUUUCGACAACCCCAAUCUCGUCAACAGCUCCAAAAACAACAACUUCGAGUGCAACUUUCGGUAUCACAACAGAAGUUAUCACUGGUGCCUUUAGCUUGCCAACAUCUCUUUCCCUAUCAACGACGCCAGUUAAAACCUCUACUUAUGUGACAGAUUCAAGUGCCACGAACACGACAGAACCUUCAUCUUUGCCAUUCUCUACCACUGCACUACCUACACAGAUACCUUCAACAACAGCAACACCGUGUCCCGUCGGUCAUGUACGCAGAUAUAAGCAAGACACAUGUUGCGCAAAGCAUGCCAGGAUCAUGGGUGGCGAGAAAGCGGAGGGAGGGCAAUGGCCUUGGAUGGGCGUGUACAUGGUAAGGGGAUAUGCAGUAUGUGGGGCUGUACUGAUAGAUGCGAAAUAUGCAGUUUCAGCGGCGCAUUGCAUUGGAGCAGGGAAAAAUUAUGUGAAAAUAAAAUUUGGCGUCACUGAUAUUCUAGGAGAGGAAGAUAUGGCGCAAAUAGUUGACGUAGAAGAUAUUAUUCUGCACGAAGAAUAUAUUCCAAACUACCUGAACAGCGAUAUAAUGCUUUUAAUGCUGAAAGAUAAAGUAUGGUUUAAUAAACUGGUUCAGCCAGUCAGCCUGCCUCUCGGAGAAAACACACCAAUAGGAACAAGAUGUUUUGUAACGGGUUGGGGGCGACCGUAUUACAACGCUCCGGAUUCGUCUCAAGAUUUGAUGGAAGUCGGUGUCGAUAUUAUGCCGUUUGAAAUUUGUGCACAUUCUUAUUCGUCUUUGGACGUGGCUGUUAUGAGGGAAAACGAGAUGAUUUGCGCUGGACGAUACGAAGGAAAUCAUGACGCGUGUCAGGGUGAUAGCGGCGGGCCACUGGUGUGCCAACGAUGCUCAAAUUGUGAUUGGUACUUGGCCGGAAUUGUGUCAUUUGGAAUCGGUUGUGGAAGUCAAACCCAUCCUGGGAUUUAUACAAAAUUGGUUUCUUUUGAACAAUGGUUGUAUGUAAAUGGAGUGCCAACUGCAAGCGGAAAAUUUGAAUGCUGAUAUAGACGAGACACCUCAAAAGUUGAUAAAAUGCCUACACAACAAGUCAUGUUUUAUUUUGAUAAAAAUUACAAGAAAGGAUUCUUGUGUACUUCCUAACUAAUUUUUGGGUGUUGUAAAAAUCUUCAGUAAAAUUACUUUAUUAUUCUAGUGAAUAUAUUGAGUUUGAACUACGUAUCAAGUGCAAUUUGAAUAUAAGCGCUGUUUGAUUAUCAGCCAAACAGAUUAGUAAAUCUGAGAAAACAAGCAGGCGUGUGACAUAGGAGCUUUUAAUUACUAUCACAUUAACAAGAUUAAUUUGUUUGCUAUAUAAUUAUUAAACUCAAGUCUUUCAUAAAAGUCGGAAAGAUCUUACGUAAACGCAUCGUAAUUGUUGUAACAUGUUACCUAAACUAUGUGAUAUUGAAAUCUAAUAGCCAAUAAUUAUGUUAAUCGUUAAUCAAGACAUCAAAUUAUGUUGUUCUGUUGGCAAAGUUGGCAAAGUCAGACAUACUGUGGUCGGAUAUACGGUAACCGCAAUGAUUCAGGAAUUUAUGGAUGGCCGUCCAGUAAUAAAUCAAAUGCUGAAAACAACACUACAUUGGUCUUAUUACGUAAAGUCAACAUCUACUUUAGCAUAGUAUUACUAAAAUGAAGUUUGAACUACUCCACUACUUUAUACGGCAGUUCUGAUUAACCAUACAGCCUUGAACGGGGUAAAGCAAAUAAAAAUCGUCAAAAUUCGGAAAGUUAUUUCAAGAAAAAAUUCUCAGUCGUUGUUGAUUUUUUCG
Styela clava is the source of this 2716-nucleotide messenger RNA. RefSeq lists its product as uncharacterized. The record is from RefSeq and is a predicted model, not a curated record. Gene Ontology annotation, biological process: proteolysis. NCBI's taxonomy places the organism in Eukaryota, Metazoa, Chordata, Ascidiacea, Stolidobranchia, Styelidae. Gene Ontology annotation, molecular function: serine-type endopeptidase activity.